This is a messenger RNA of Heterostelium album PN500, 516 nucleotides long. RefSeq lists its product as uncharacterized. The coding region runs from base 1 to 516 and encodes 171 amino acids. Lineage: Eukaryota; Evosea; Eumycetozoa; Acytosteliales; Acytosteliaceae. The record is from RefSeq and is a predicted model, not a curated record. The transcript has a single exon.
AUGUUCCGGGUUGUGUUGAAUCAUGUGGAUGAUCAGCGAUUGUAUGUGAAUGUCCGGUAUACGUCGGAUGACAGUCUCCGGGUUGUACUCGCCACGACGGUAACUGAGCAUCUGCGAGAAGUCAAAGAUGGGCAGACCCUCCAAGAACAGCUCGGCAAUGACACAGCCCAGCGAGAAGAUGUCCAUUUUGUUGGUGAGUUCGCCGUCUGCCGGUGGACCGCGGUUCGACUCGUAGAAACGCUCCGGUGCCAAGUAGCAGGUACGUCGACCGCUAAUAUCAAAGUAGAACGAGAAGUCCGCUGGAUUGUCUUCCGGGAUGAACGUUGGUUUGUAACAAGCGAAAUCCGAGAGGUAUAUCCAGUUGGUGGUUGUGAUCAUGACAUUCUCGCACUUGAUAUCACCGUGACAGAUUCCCUUGAAGAACGCCUGAUUCAACGAUUGCAACAAUUGAAAAGCAAUGAACUUCUUCUCUAUCAGCGAGAGGAAUGGACGUGUACUAGUCAAUCGGUCAUAUAA